This is a messenger RNA of Ahaetulla prasina, 477 nucleotides long. Its product is annotated as cytochrome c oxidase subunit 7B, mitochondrial. The record is from RefSeq and is a predicted model, not a curated record. Gene Ontology annotation, biological process: mitochondrial electron transport, cytochrome c to oxygen. The transcript is spliced from 3 exons. Lineage: Eukaryota; Metazoa; Chordata; Lepidosauria; Squamata; Colubridae. The coding region runs from base 124 to 363 and encodes 79 amino acids.
CAGUAUGCACCUCUCCUCGGCGGGCGCAGGGGUGUGACGUCCAAGGCAGCGGCCAUUUUGUUCCCCUCUUGCCCGGCGAGGUGACAGGAGAAGCGAGGCGGCCUCGCGGGGAGACGCGGCGCGAUGUUCCCUCUGGCGCGGAGAGCUUUGGGCCUUUCGGCCCGUGGCAUUCAACAUACGGUGACGAGACAGGCUCACCGCAAACUUGAACCUGAUUUCCAUGACAAGUAUGGCAACCUUGUUCUCCUUUCUGGGGUGGCGUUUGGUGUUGGCACUUGGACCUAUGCUUGCCUUCACCUUCCACUUGCAUGGAAUUUCUCUCCAGUUGGCCGACUUACUCCAAAAGAAUGGAGAGAAGACUAGAUGUGACUUUGUGACCCCUCUGGGAAUGGGGAAGUAAUCUGAGCUUUAUUUGUGCCACCCUUAUCUGGCACUCUUCUGUGCUACUUGUGAUAUAAUAAAACUAUUAAAAAUAAA